GGAACUUUAGUGGAUUAUCUUCCCCUGUCUAGCAGGUGCCCGUAAAGGUGGCGCUGUUGUCGAAUAGGUCUAUUGUUCUUUCCAAUUGUUUACUUCCGCAUAUUUUGACAAGCGAUUAACCGAGUUAGACACAAUCUUUUACAAUAAUUUUAUGAUAGUUUAUACGAUAAGUCUUAAACUAUGGCUUCACAAUUUAGCAGUUUAUCUUUAGGACAACUUCGCACAGAAUUAAGAAAGAGAAAUGCAAAGUUAUCUGGACGAAAAAAGGAAUUAAUCGAGAGACUUGAAGCAUAUGAUCGCAAUCAGAACUUUAACAACUGCGAGGAGCUUAUGCCAGAGUUUCGAAUGCAAAUUCCAGCCACCAGUUGCUACAAAGAUGUCAACACCGACAUGAAGAUGGCCCCGUUUGACCGUGAGAAGGCGAAUGCAUAUAUGGAACGGUUUGGAGUUGAGUUCGACCAAGUGGUGACUUCUUUGUAUGGUGACAAGUUCUUGUUGUACCUUAGGAUGUUUUCUUCAGAAAAGUUGUGCUAUGUAAAAAGUUCAUGUAGGGCAGAAAUGAAAAAGAAAAUUGAUUAUGUCGUUGACAUUACAUUCACCAAACAUGGCUUUGUGCAUGAGGCACAGUGUGAAUGUGGUGCUGGUGAAGGUCCGUUCGGACAUUGUAAACAUAUAAGGACUGUUCUGUAUGCGUGUGUGAAAUUUGUUCAAUCCGGAGAAGUUAAGGUGGAAUCAUCUUGUACCCAACAGCUUCAGUCUUUCCACAAAUCGAAGAAACACACAGGAUCCCCGGUAAAGGCUCGAGACCUCAAGAUAGGUGGAGCUGAGAUUUGUAAUAUUGCAGACUUUGACCCCAGGCCUAGUCAGUUUAGAAAUGCUGCCAAUUACAAAGACCAUUUCUACAACACAUGUAUGAAUUUUGCUACAAUAUCAAAAACUCCAAUUUUUCAAACUUUCGAGCCAGCAAAUAUGUACGCUUAUAGCAAUGAUCACGACUAUUUCAGUACGUCACAUGAACAGAACUUUCUAAACCUCAACAAAAUUACCAAAAUAACAUCAGAAGAGUGUGAAUGUAUUGAAGAACAGACGAGGGGACAAAAUACCAAUGAUCGAUGGCAUGAGGAGCGUGGAAAGCGCAUUCAGUCCUCAAACUACCACCGAAUCUGUGCUGCGACAGAAAAGACAAGUUUAGUUGGAUUGGCCUCAACAAUAGUGCAGGGACAAGUUGUGAGGCAAAAUGAAGCGAUGCGACAUGGAUGCAAGUAUGAAAAAACUGCGAUACACAUUUAUGAGAGUGCAAGGAAUGUUAAAGUCAAGUCUUGUGGCAUAACGGUUUCACGGACACACCCAUUUCUAGGGGCAUCUCCAGAUGGAAUUGUAAAUAAAGACUUGAUAGCUGAGGUGAAAUGCCCAUUCAGUGCUAUAAAUAAAGAGAUUUCCUCAGUGACAGUGCCAUAUCUUAAGGAUGUGAACGGUUCUAGCCAUAGAGCGCCAUAA
This is a messenger RNA of Dreissena polymorpha, 1497 nucleotides long. RefSeq lists its product as uncharacterized. Bases 181 to 1497 code for a protein of 438 amino acids. The transcript has 3 exons. Gene Ontology annotation, molecular function: zinc ion binding. NCBI's taxonomy places the organism in Eukaryota, Metazoa, Mollusca, Bivalvia, Myida, Dreissenidae. The record is from RefSeq and is a predicted model, not a curated record.